CGCGCUUUAAAACUCAAGCCUCGUCCUCGGCUAGCUAGAUGGCAGCUGCAGCAGCGGCGCGGGCCGGGGAGACCAGGCGCAUGCCACCAUGCAGCACUAUGGGGUGAACGGCUACUCCCUGCACGCCAUGAACUCGCUCAGUGCCAUGUACAACCUGCACCAGCAGGCAGCCCAGCAGGCCCAGCAUGCCCCCGACUACCGUCCAUCGGUGCACGCGCUUACACUGGCUGAGCGCCUGGCUGACAUCAUCUUGGAGGCCCGCUAUGGCUCCCAGCACCGCAAACAGCGUCGCAGCCGCACAGCGUUCACAGCUCAGCAGCUCGAGGCCCUGGAAAAAACCUUUCAGAAGACUCACUACCCGGAUGUGGUGAUGCGGGAGAGGCUGGCCAUGUGCACAAACCUGCCUGAGGCCCGGGUGCAGGUGUGGUUCAAGAACCGCAGGGCCAAGUUCCGGAAGAAGCAGCGCAGCCUGCAGAAGGAGCAGCUUCAGAAGCAGAAGGAGACCGAGGGCUCCCAUGAGGAGGGCACCAUCGAGUCCUCAACCCCAGACACUCACCUGGAGACGACGGACCAGCCCCCCAGUCUGCCCAGUGGUGAUCCCCCUGCUGAGCUUCACCUGAGCCUGUCGGAGCAAUCGGCUAGUGAGUCAGCCCCCGAGGACCAGCCGGACCGUGAGGAGGACACCCGGGCUGGGGCUGAGGAUUCCAAAGCUGAGAAGAGCCCUGGGGCUGACAGCAAGGGGCUGGGCUGCAAGAGGGGCAGCCCCAAAGCAGAUUCCCCGGGCAGCCUGGCCAUCGCUUCUGCUGCCCCGGGGGGCAGCCUCCUGGGCCCCUCCCACUCUUAUUCUUCGUCCCCGCUGAGCCUCUUCCGUCUGCAGGAGCAGUUUCGUCAGCACAUGGCGGCCACCAACAACCUGGUUCACUACUCAUCCUUUGAAGUGGGGGGCCCGGCCCCCGCAGCGGCUGCUGUGCCCUAUCUGGGUGUCAACGUGGCACCGCUCAGCUCCCUGCACUGCCAGUCUUACUACCAGUCCCUGUCUGCAGCCGCUGCUGCCCACCAGGGCGUGUGGGGCUCCCCGCUGCUGCCUGCGCCCCCUGCAGGCCUGGCGCCAGCCUCAGCUGCCCUGAACAGUAAAACCACCAGCAUUGAGAACCUGCGGCUCCGGGCCAAGCAGCACGCAGCUUCCCUGGGACUUGAUACGCUGCCCAACUGACUGGUCUUCAGCCCAGCCAAGGGGCUUGGGCGCCCCCUUCCCAGCCCCAUGGUUUUCCCCAGAAGGCUCUUGGAGGUAAUUUUAGGAGCCCGGGAAUCCGGAGACUUGAGUCUUCUCCCUAUCCUCUCCCUCAGAGCCACAGCCCCAGGUGAAACCUAUAUGCCCUCUGCAUGGCCCUGCUUGGACCCCAUGGAGGCAGAAUGGGGAGGAGGUGAGGGGCAGGCUAGAUCUCCUCCUCAGUGUCACCUCCUCCUGCCCUCCCCCCACCUCUGCCCCUAGUAAGUUGAUGUGUGGAAUGUGAGAUAUAAAUAGAAAUAUAUAAAGCUCUAUUUUCAGGCCUGCCUGCCCCAGGCCCGGCCCCUGCUCCCAUUGCUUCUUCCUGCCAUUCCUGCUCUACCUGCAGCUUCUAAAGCUCACUCCGGCCUUCUCUUCUCUCUUGAUCUUCCUCUCCCUACCUCCUUCCUGGUCAUAGCCCCCCUCUGUCUUCUCCACCUUGAUCUUUCUCUUAAUGUCUCUUCCUCUUGCCCCUUUGGUGCCGGCUGUGUUGGUGUCAUCAGUUCUCCAGCUGUAUUUUGAUUGAGGUUGUGGUUUUUUGGUUUUAGUAAUUUUGCUUUUUCCGUUUCUCUCCUCUUCUCCAUCCUGGCUUCUUCCCGGCCUGCCUGUCUUUUCCCUUCACCUGCAUCCUCUUUAGGCAGCUAUUCCAUUCCGUGCCCCAACAGGAAACAAGGUCCUAGAUAGAGACCCUGGAGCAGCAGGCAGGAGGUGGUCCUGGUCCUCAUGCCCACGCUUCCCAGGCCUGACAUCGGAAGGGAGCAUGAGCCACUUUUUCUUCUCUCUUCUCAGCUUGGAGGCCCUAUUUGCCCAGCUCAGAGAGGAAGGACUGGAGGCAAUAGGCUGGAAUGGGGAGUGCAACAUCCAGCAGCCCCUGCCUGUACUUCCUCCAAGGCCACUGUUCACCCAGGUCUGACCAGAGCUCUAAAGCCCUUUGGUUGUAGAGAGAUGACAGGUGAGAGGUACUCUCAGAGAGAUAGGGCUGGUGCUCUUCUCUCAGUCCCAGCUUCUGAGUUCAGCAGUUUCUGUUCUUCCUUGAAUUAUGAUGGAACCAGAAGUGAAAGUUGAACUCUGUUAAAUCCAAAGCCAUGGGAGUAUCAGAGGAAGAGACACCUAGGCAGGGGGAACGGAGAGCAGCAAAGGCUAUGGGAGACACAGAAGGCAUUUUUGGUUAAGAACUAGUGGCCCAUAGUCCAUUGAUUGUCCUUUGUGGACAGCUCCAGGAAGUCCUGAUCACAGUGAGUGCAAACCACACAGCAAUGCACACAUUGAGGCUUCUGUUGGCUUCUUGUUCUAAAACCAGUGGUAGAAAUAGGGGCUCUGUCAAGCUGGUCACUGGCACAGAAGGGGAUGUUCUGUUAUGGCCAGGCAACCCAGCUCAGCAGAGCCCCUUUCAUAGAGGGGUGACCUUGGACAAGCCCAAAGCCUCUCUGGGGCUCUGUUUCCAUCUGCAUUAGAUAGCCUGUAAGAUCCUGUCCAGCUCCAGCAUUCUGCAUUCUGUACUUACAACCUCAAAGGAUAGAAGUUUUUAGUUAAAUUUAACUAUAACAACAUACUCUGAAUAUAUGAAUUGGAAAAUUGCUGUUGACUUGCUUGGAGCAAUGACUACUGUACACAGGAACCUAUCUGUUGACACUGUUUCCCAGGAAGUGUAAUGGUUCCUUUCUAGUUCAGACAAUUCAGAUUUUUCUUAUUUUUCUUGAGUUCCAGUGCCAGCCUCUGGGGUCACUCUAUUUCCAUGCCUGUGGUCAAGGGGGAAGAGGAUGGCUUGGACAGAUUCCAGGUUACCAUCCCCAACUCUGUGGCUCGCCCCUGGACUUCUACUCCCUGUUUAGAGAGGCUGAAAACCAGAGUCAUGAUUCCUAAGGUUGUCUUCCUCCUUGGGUACCCUGGUAGGACCGGCCUGCAGAGCAACCAAUGGCCAUCACCCUUCAGAGGCCAGUCUCAGCUGGAGCAGAUGGAAAUGCUCUGGGCCAGAAAAAGUGAGGAGUGUGAAGGCAUGGGCCAGGAAAACCAUUUGAACAAGACAGGGGAAGUGACACUAAGUGGGCUAUGGGGCUGAGGGGCCUGGAAUCCAGGCUAAGAGCCCACCUCCUUGUUUCUGAAUUGGGUGUCUUGCUGGGAUCUGCAGUUUGGAAGGUAAAUCCAAAGCCAUGGGAGCAUCAGAGGAGGAGAGACCUAGGCAUGGGGGAGGGAGGGUCGCAAAGACCACGGGAGACACAGAAGGCAGUUUUGGUUAAGAACUAGUGGCCCAUGGUCCAUUGAUUGUCUUUGUGGACAGCUCCAGGGAGUUCUGUUUGCAAAACAGAAAAAUCUCAUCUGGAUCAGGCAUGGAGCUGGGUGCAAAUGACUGUUAGUAGGCCUUGGAAUCCAAUGGCCCUGAAUAUCAUCACCUCCUGAUCUCCUCAGGGGCAAGAGCACCUGUUUUUAUGUCCUAUCAUGGCAGGAGCCAGGCCCCUUAGACUCAUCCCAUCGCCCUCAGAUCGUUGUCAACACUUCUGUUAGUAGUUGACCCAAACCCAUAAGCUCAGAGGAGGAGGCGAAGGUACCUGUGGUUCUGGCUUUUGAGGGAGUCUCAAGGGAGUUUAGAGCACCAGCCCCAGAUACUGAAAACAGAUGGAGAGAAGAGGAGGGUGUCCUUGCCAUGAGUCAGAGGACACAAGCUCAAGUGGGCCCUCACCCACUGGCCACGGACCCUGGAGCCUCCCUGAGCCACCCUGAGGGCCAAGAGCCUGAGCUCAAGUCCCAACUAUCCCUUCCAGGAAGCCUCAUGCCACUCUGCUCCCUUCUGUUUGAGGUCUUCCCUUCCCUGCUUCCUUACUCUCCCAGAGUGUGGUCUGGGGGCCUGGGUCCCCACCUCGACUCUUAAGGCUGGUGUUCUGUACAGACUGCUUUCCAAACCAGCUGUUUUGUGACCAUUCGUGUUUAGAGGAUGUGCCAGCCUGUGGCAAAACACUGUGUACUGUAUUUAUUUAUUCUGUUAGUUGAAGAAACAAAACUCAGACCGUCCCCUUCCCCUUGUUCUGCCCCUUGCGUAGUGCAGCAUGAUACUCUGUUCCGUGUAUCUGUCUGUCUUACUUCCUGUGACGUUGUGACCUGUUCUUUGUCCUACUUGGCUAAUAAAAGAGAACCUGGU
This is a messenger RNA of Fukomys damarensis (Damara mole-rat), 4400 nucleotides long. RefSeq names its product diencephalon/mesencephalon homeobox 1 (gene Dmbx1). Gene Ontology annotation, biological process: regulation of transcription by RNA polymerase II. The transcript has 5 exons. Lineage: Eukaryota; Metazoa; Chordata; Mammalia; Rodentia; Bathyergidae. Gene Ontology annotation, molecular function: RNA polymerase II transcription regulatory region sequence-specific DNA binding; DNA-binding transcription factor activity, RNA polymerase II-specific. Bases 89 to 1213 code for a protein of 374 amino acids. The record is from RefSeq and is a predicted model, not a curated record.